Messenger RNA from Saccharomyces eubayanus, 975 nucleotides. It is a transcript of the gene AME1, whose product is annotated as Ame1p. Lineage: Eukaryota; Fungi; Ascomycota; Saccharomycetes; Saccharomycetales; Saccharomycetaceae. The transcript has a single exon. The record is from RefSeq and is a predicted model, not a curated record. The coding region runs from base 1 to 975 and encodes 324 amino acids.
AUGGAUAGAGACACUAAACUAGCUUUCCGGCUGAGGGGUAGUCAUUCUAGGAAGACAGAAGAUAUCGAUGAUGAUGCAAUCGUGUUCAGAACGCCGAAUGUGCUAUAUCGGGAGACCGAAUCUCCUGUCCGAUCUCCUGCUCACCGCAUGUUGUCUUCGCCAAGACUUGCAAACCCUUUUGAAUUUCCCACCGAUGCUGGUGAUACGAAGGCACAGGACCGCUCUGAACAUGAAUAUCAACCUGCGGAAGAUGAAGACUAUCCUAUGGCUAACCCUGAAAGCGAGAGCGCUGAUAACGAACCGCAGCAAUAUGUGAGAAACGAUGAAGAGCUUACCACUGAGUAUAAUUUCGAAGAUAUUCCCAUUAGACAGUUAUCGUCAUCUAUCACUUCAGUGACCACAAUCGAUGUUCUAUCAUCUUUGUUUAUUAAUUUAUUCGAAAAUGAUUUGAUUCCACAAGCUUUGAAGGAUUUCAAUAAAAAUGAUGAUGACCAAUUCAGAAAGUUAUUGUACAAAUUAGAUCUGCGGCUCUUUCAAACUAUAUCAGAUCAAAUGACUCGAGACUUGAAAGAUAUACUGGACAUUAAUGUAUCUAACAACGAACUCUGUUACCAAUUGAAGCAGGUGCUUACUCGAAGAGAAGACUUAAACCAGCAGAUCAUAUCGGUGCGAAAUGAAAUUCAAGAAUUGAAAGCAGGAAAGGAUUGGCACGAUUUGCAAAGUGAACAAUCCAAACUGAAUGAUAAAGUAAAACUGAAUACAAAGUUGAACGAUUUGACGUCUACUUUACUGGGCCAAUCUCAGGCAGGUGACAGUAUGAUGAGCCAAAGUAAUGAAGACGAGUCGAUACAAGAUGACUCAAACAUCUUGGAUAUUGCACGUUUCGGUAACCUAAUGGAUCCAUAUAACGGACUUCUUGAAAAGAUCAAUAACAUAAAUGAAAAACUCUCUAAUGAAUUACAACCAACUCUAUAA